Molecule: messenger RNA, 8769 nt
Organism: Myodes glareolus (Bank vole)
Lineage: Eukaryota; Metazoa; Chordata; Mammalia; Rodentia; Cricetidae
Source: RefSeq, a predicted model, not a curated record
ACGCAGCGGGUCCUGAAAGCGGCUCCGGGGCGGCGCGGUGGCGCACUGUGCGCGCCGAGCAGGCGAAGGGCUAGCGCCGGCGGCGGCGGUAGUAGCGCGGGCAUUAGAGCCGGCAGGGGCUUCAUCACAGCACCGACAGCCCUGGCGGCCCCGGCGGCAGGGACCCGUAUCCGCUCCUGCGCCCCUCGCUCACCGCUCGGCAGACGCGGUGGUUGUCCCGGAAGAGGCAAGCCAGGGAUAGUCCAACCGGACCCCCAAGAGCGGGCAGCGGGCUCCAAGAGUUGGUAGCGUGAGGGCACAGCCAGGAGCGAAUGAGCCGGGAGCUUCGGGGCCCGCGGGAACUUUGAAGGCGGCGGGUCCCGGGCUUCGAGGGUUGCAGUUUCGGGGCGCUCCGGGCUCCCAACCUUAGUAGCGGCAGCGUCUUAGAAUCCGCCGCGGCCCCUGCCCGGCCGGAGAGGGAGUUCUCUGCAACUUCGUCGGAGACGUCGGAGAGCCGGCGGGAGAGAGACGGAGGGGCACGUUCAGCCCCAGAGACACGGAGCAGCGGGAGACAGGAAGGAUCUGGCGGAGGCCGAGGGGUGGACAGACCCUCGAAGCAGAGUGACCGAAGCAGCCCCGGAGUGAGACGAAGGGCCGUGUGCUCGCGGCCUCUUGCAGGCUUCUGCUCCGGCUCCGAGCGCCCCUAGCUGUCCCGGAGGUGGGCCCCUGCGCUAUGCCCUCGACGCCACGGGCGCCUGGGCCUCUGCUUCUCGGGUGUGGGCCGGGAGCCGCCGCUUGAGCCCGCGGAGGAGCGAAACUAGCUGCAGUUGGGCGCCCGCUCCCAGACCGACUGCCUGAGCACCGUUUCCCGCCUCUCGGCUCAGCUCUCCGCGAUCUUCCGCAGGAGGCUUGGAGAGGGACCCCCACGGCUGCAGAGGUGUUUUCUGAGCCCACCUCACAGGGUGCCUGGCCUAGUGGCGCGGGUCCCUAGGUUCCCUGAGCAGCCCUUUGGCGCGGAGAGGCAACGGCGUGGGCCGACCUGCAGUCUGGAGCGCCCCGAUGGAAAUACACUGUAAGCACGACCCGUUUGCAUCCAUGCAUAGACAUGGAGGAGUGAAUCAGCUUGGGGGGGUUUUUGUGAAUGGACGGCCACUCCCAGAUGUAGUCCGCCAAAGGAUAGUGGAACUUGCCCAUCAAGGUGUCAGGCCCUGCGACAUCUCCAGGCAGCUUCGGGUCAGCCAUGGUUGUGUCAGCAAAAUUCUUGGCAGGUAUUAUGAAACAGGAAGCAUCAAGCCGGGGGUGAUUGGCGGAUCCAAACCAAAGGUUGCCACUCCCAAAGUGGUGGAAAAAAUCGCUGAGUAUAAACGCCAAAAUCCUACCAUGUUUGCCUGGGAGAUCAGGGACCGGCUGCUGGCAGAGCGGGUGUGUGACAAUGACACGGUGCCCAGCGUCAGCUCCAUCAACAGGAUCAUCCGGACAAAAGUACAGCAGCCCCCUAACCAGCCAGUCCCAGCUUCCAGUCACAGCAUAGUGUCUACAGGCUCGGUGACGCAGGUGUCGUCGGUGAGCACCGACUCUGCAGGCUCCUCAUACUCCAUCAGUGGCAUCCUGGGCAUCACGUCCCCCAGUGCCGACACCAACAAGCGCAAGAGGGAUGAAGGUAUCCAGGAGUCUCCAGUGCCAAACGGCCACUCCCUUCCAGGCAGAGACUUCCUCCGGAAGCAGAUGCGGGGAGAUCUGUUCACACAGCAGCAGCUGGAGGUGCUGGACCGCGUGUUCGAGAGGCAGCACUAUUCAGACAUCUUCACCACCACGGAGCCCAUCAAGCCAGAGCAGACCACAGAGUAUUCAGCCAUGGCCUCACUGGCCGGAGGCCUGGACGACAUGAAAGCUAACUUGACAAGCCCCACCCCUGCUGACAUCGGAAGCAGCGUGCCAGGCCCGCAGUCCUACCCCAUUGUUACAGGCCGCGACUUGGCAAGCACGACCCUUCCUGGGUACCCGCCACACGUCCCCCCCGCUGGACAGGGCAGCUACUCCGCACCGACGCUGACAGGGAUGGUGCCCGGGAGUGAAUUUUCUGGGAGUCCCUACAGCCACCCUCAGUAUUCUUCCUACAAUGAUUCGUGGAGGUUCCCCAACCCAGGACUGCUUGGAUCCCCAUACUAUUACAGCGCCGCAGCCCGAGGAGCUGCGCCACCUGCUGCAGCCACCGCCUACGACCGCCACUGACCCUCAGAGCCAUGUGCACCAACUCUCACCACGCAUAUCAUUGAGGUAGACAGCUUCCCGAUUCCCAAGAUAGACAGAGGGACCCGACAAGUCCGUCUCCCACCCCAUCCCACACACACUUGGAGCACCCUCCCUCCAUUUUUUUCCUGCCCCCGGAUCCAGGUAGGGCUGUUGGACUUCUGGGUUCUCAUCCAUUUCAAGAGUCAAUUGACGCGCUUCUCCCAGGGGUGACAGGCUUCUCUGCUGUUCUGAAGACCGUUGCAGCCAAGCCCGGUCUGCCAGUCCCUCCUGACUGUCUGCCCGUCUGUGAAGAGGCGAGCUGGCUUCAUAGCACCCAUGUAAAUACCUUCUCGCUUCUCUGUGGACCUGAGGGUCUAACAGAGCAGAUUACCCACAAUGCAUCACAGGCUAUCUUCCAGCCCUGCACAGAACACCCCCCUCUGCCCUGGUGCCCUGUCAGUGCUCCAACUCAAAGCUGUCUUUGAGACGGACAGCAGCCACCUUGAGGAUGCCUGGCCUCGAGCUCGCUCCACUUCUUUCAUAUCUACAAGGCUCACUGGUGGUCACGGCGUGAGCUUCCCCUGAGGUUCCUCCCCAAAGGAAUACACCUCGGAGAGACAGACGCUCUGACCUCUCACCUUCAUUUCCAUGGAGUCACCGCAGCGCCAACAGUCCUUUUCUUAAUCCAGGGACUCCAAGAGAACUGUCUGGGGCAGCUGCUCUCCUAAAGUAAGAGGUUCAUCAAGUGCAGAUGGCAUUGUGACUCUGAAUAGCUCUCUGGAUCAAAAGAUCAUUGGACCCAGGCCAGGGACAAGCCUGAGGCUUUCCUGGUCCUCCUGACCCCUGGAACCAAACUGAACGUGUUUUCUGAGGCAUUGCCCAAGCUCAAGUCACUUUGGACAUCAGCCAUGGGCACUUCACAGCUGUCCUCUGGGACCCCAACAACUGGAUUCUGGGCAAGUCUGUCCCAGCCACAGAGACAGUGGCUAACAGAAAGGACUGAUGUCUGCACUGAGGACCAGCACCUGCUGCGGGCAUCAGCCAGGACCUGAGCUUCCUCACAAGCAGCCCUGCCACCCUUGGAGAGCACAGACUGUGGCUGGGCACGAAGGUGGUGGGGGUGUGGCAGGUACCCAACUUACACCUGCAGGCCAGCCUGUCCAUAAAAGGUGUCAAGAUGGAACUCGCUGUGGGAAAGGUGGAGGAAUAUGUGGGAGACCGAGGAAGGGCUGGGGAGGGCCGGGACAAGCAAUGAGGGACCAGCUGGGGAUGGGUAAUUUGAGGGUGGGCUUGAGUCUGGGGUGCCCAGUGACACAAUUCAUUCAUCUGGGACCUCUGUUCUCCACACGGUCCCUCUUGCAGAGAAGAACCCCUGUCUAAACUGAGGACAGCAAGCAGUCAUUUCCCUGACAGUGUCCCUAGGGUCUGUUGUCUAGUGGGACCUCAGACCUGUACCUCUCUGAGCUUCUGCUGGGCUGACAGCUGGCCGAUCUCACUGUUUUUCCUUCUCUCCCUUCCUCCCAGGGAGCUGAGGCGUUGGCAGUGUCACCUGGGUCAGGCCCUCACUUUUGAGCAAGCAUACGGGAUCUUGCCAAUGUUCCAAUCAAGUGUGAAGCAAGAAUGGGAACCACAGAGCCUCAAAAACAUCUAGUUUAGUUCUGAGAGGAAACUGGGGCCCAGCUUAGGGAAGUCUAGAAUCAGACAGGGAGACCAAACAGAACCCCCACACCCACACCCACCCCGCAUUGUUUUGUGCCUCAAUACCUCCCAUAGGGUAAUAAGACAAAAGAAAAAAUUGAGGCUUGGUAAAGUGGAGUCCCAGCAGAGGUAGGGCUGGGACCUGGGCCCCUUCUAACACAUGGUGGUCGCUGUCACUUCUGUCUACCCAUCUCUUGUACCUGGAAGAGAAGGUGACAGUCAAGAUGGCAGGGGGUACCAUUUGUCCCAACACUCCAGACCAGGCUUCCGAACUGGUAGAACUGCCAAGAAUCCCUGUCACCAAGCUAGAGGCAAGGCACGUGAGCUUGGAGCAGACUUAGCACCUGGGGAACUUGCUAGCGGAGGAAGGUAGCUAGGGCCUCAAGCCCACCCCCGGGAGAUGAGCAACCUGCAUUCAGCCUGCCUUUGUCAGCUAAGGUAGGAGAAGGCUCCAUCCUCACUCCUUCUCUGUCCCUGCUUCUGCUCUGUUAAUGAUGUUCAUCCUGUGCUCCUCCCAGUUCCAAACUGCAGGAGGGCACAACCUCCAGGUACCUUACCGCCUUCAGUGCACACACCUCCCUUCCUCAGCAAGCCCACCCCGCCCCACGGUGGCUCCCUCCCCGCCACCGCCUCAUCUUGCCCACACAAGGAACUCCAUCUGUAUGUCUCUCCUCUCCGAGGAAAGCACCCGAGGUGCUGCUGGGCCUCAGACUGGAGUCUGUAGUUAUUAGUCAACCCCGUGGUUCCUGGGAGAGAAGCCAGGCAGAAGCACAAGGGCACAGAGGUACAUGGCUGCUCACGCACACACUGCUCUCGCCAGCUCCAGAGACACAAAUGCAUUGUGGGUGGUCUCAUGUUUGCACACCUGCUCUCUCCAGCUAGCACCCUCACACUGCAGAUGCACAAGCCAGAGAACUCAAAACGGAGUCUGGGGUUUCACCAGCACCGGGGCAGAAGGCUGGGCUAUUGGUCCAAGGACCUUCAGUCCUGUUUGAACUUUGUGAAAAAAAGACAUUUCCACACCAUUUGUCUAGCUCCAGCCUGAGAACUUGUGAAUAUAUGACAAACCCACCGUCCCUUUGCUAAGUCACCAGCUUAGAGAUUGUCUUCAUAAACGAUACUGUACAGUGCUUUGUAAUGCUCCACUACCCCACGAGGUCAAGAUCCUGACAUUCGAGGCUCACUGUGAAGAUAAGGAUGAAGUGAAUCCUCCAGUCUCUGAGCCACAUUCUUUGCCCACAGAGUUGAGAUCCCAUCACGAAGUGUAUGGCUUGAAGACUCCCACCCCUGAGUCCUCCAGAAAUCCCCAGACCUACAACGCGAAAAGAAAGAACAGAGCCCAAAAGUUGGUCUAGUAACAAGCAGGGUCUGGGGACUGGUGGCCUUGAGGGUCCCAUCAACACUGAUACUUUCAGUCUUUACCUAAACUCCCACAAACACCUCUGAGUUUUCCCAUGGAGCCUUUUCCCUGCUGUACCCUGAGGCUCUGAGGACAGUGUGUCCAAACCUGUACCAUAGUCUCUAGUCCCUGGCAGGGUCUAGAUACAAACGUCCCAUGAGCCGUCCCCUUUCUUUCUCUUUUCUCUGCCCUUUCUACUUUGGAACAAACUGUGACAACAUACAAGGCUGCCUGGUCUAGAACCUGGCCUCUCCAGAGGCCUCUCCUGAGGCCGGUCAGGUGGUUCGCAGCCACCCUCUGGGCAGGGUACAAAGCAGCAGGGUAUGGUAUAUCCCCAGGUGUCUAGAGCAUGUUUGGCCCAUGGGUUGGCAUCUCAAUAGUGAAAACUUUAAAAACACUCUGUUGGCCAAAAGAAAAAGAUGCCUAUGGGCUGAAUCGGGCCAAUCAGCCACCAACUUGUGAACCAGUCUUGUUGAAAGCCCUUCUGUUCUCUCCUUGCUCUUUCAUGAACACUUGGGGAAGAUGGGAGGGAGAGGAGCGGUGCUCAAACUGUUUCUAGAACUUUGGAAGUGGUGGUGGGUAUGAGGGGAGCUGCUGGUUUUCUAUGUGUAGAGCCCCAGAUGUGGCCACAAGGCAUUGAGGGGUGAAAUCCUCUUAUGAGGAGUCAAACUUCAGAGUGACUGAUGUGCCUUUGGCAGCCUUAGCUCCAUCCACCCCUUUGUAGGUGACAUUUCAGCUAGAAUUUAACUCCAAGCCAUGGGUAGCAAAUCUUAAAAGCAAACCGAGCACUCCCAAGCAUAUACUAGGAACAAGUGGCAUCGGAAACGCGGUCUCCCGGGAGACCCCUGCACAGGCCAGGCCAGGCCAGGCUAGAGUAGGUUGACCCCAUAAGUCUCUGAGUUAGACCAGCUCCCUGGUGGCCCUGGCCUUGUCACCCAUCUGGAGUCUGCCUGUGAUAGUUUCCAGGCACACGGUGGUGCACCUGGAUAAAUUUAUUCCUUUAUUGCUUUAACCUCCAAGAGGUCCAAGGCAUGUGCAUUUCUUAAAAGGAAACAAAACACAUGAUUGCAGACUUGGACAGUCAGGCCACGACAUCUUGCCUUCAGUCUGCCCUACCUCCCAGUGGCCCCUUCAGCUCCUUGGCCCUUGUUGUCCCUGGACCUCAAGAUUCCCUUUUGCAUAUUCAUGAGGGAGCCACAGAGUUGAUCCACACUUUCUUGCUGUCAGCUAAGGCUAUUCCUGCCUUGGCAGCCGGGUCCCCAAGGGCCAGCUGCAGAACACAUAGUGAGUCCCUUGCACAGGUGCUGUUUGGUUACAGAUGCAGCGAAGGUAGAGUGAGCUGCAUGCCGGGAGCAGCAGGCAUCCAUCUUUCUUUUUGUCUUUGGUAAUUCGUCAGUACUGAGGCCCAGUUCCUGGGUCCUUCGAGGACCAAUGGGGUACUCAUAUCUGAUCACUACCAUUCAUGGGUUUCAAUCCAGAAGUUCCUCUUAGUUCAUCUCCAGAUGCGGUUGAACACAGCCACCCUUUAGUACCUCUAGAUUCUUCUGCCUACACCUUAGUCUCCUGAGUAGCAAGUACCAAGUUGCUGUUUCUGUCCUCACUGUGGGCAUGGCAUGGCAUGGCAUGGCAUGCUGGUAAGCUCUCAGUUGGGAUCAGGCUCAGCCUGGACAGCUUUGGUUAGGGGGUAGAGAAGGGAACAAGGAAAACUAGCAAAAAGGUUAGAGACUUGGCAUUUCUGUGCCUCUCACUGUCUCUAAAACCUGACUUCAGGAGACCAGCCUGUAGUCUCACUUGUCCCGACCUGGUUCACUCGCUUGCUAAAUUGCACACGGGGGUAUAGUCCCCCAAACCACCAUGCAGAUGGCACAUUCUUCAUCCUCUCCAAAAGCAUCUUGAGACCAUGUAACAAUGGGUUUUUGAUUUACAAAUGGUGCAUUUCACUUAGAGUGGAACAGAAAGGAAACUAUUUAAUGACCCCCUUGUUUUCAAGCAUGAGUACAUUUUAACGAAACUAUUUCAUUGGAUUUGAGGGAAUGGAGAGUUGGACUUUCCAACCGAUCAAUAGCCAAUUAAUUGCUAUAAAAUUAAAAAGAAAAUAAAUCCCAAAUCCAUUUUAAACAUUGUGCAAAACUCAGAGCCUCGUAGUCAGGCCUUCUUCUCCAUGCCGUGUGCUCAAGUGCAUGAAUAGGGGAGUUUACAUACAUACACGCACAAGCACACACACACACAUACAUGUACACAGUCUCAAUACACAGUCACACACACAUACAGACCUCCCUCUAGCACACACACAAACUCACACAGUCAAUCAUACACACAGACCUUUCUCUAGCACACACACACACACACACACACACACACACACCCUCUCUCUGAUACUAGGACAUGAAACUCAGAAGAACUGUUGUGUCUCCCGAUGCCAGUUCUUGCUGGCUCUGCUUGCCUUUGGUCACAGAAGGUGAGUGGACCCAGCAGCAGCCUGUCCCAGGGCUCAGAGAGGGACAGAGCUGGCCCCAGGCCCAAGCCACCAGCACAGUGUAGGUAAUGGGCAUGAGGACCUGUUGUGGCCAGCAUGCUGCUUCUCUGCCUGGUUACAGGGCCGCCCCACAGUGAGCAGGGGUUGGAAUUUUGACUCCUGCUAGACGAUACUGCCCUGGCUUGCCACCCUCUAGUGGCCCCCGGACAUUGAGUCUUUGUGGGAUGUAGAUGACAUUCCGAUAGAGCUCUGCCAGGAAGACAAGUGGCUUUUGCUUCUCAUUCUUUCAGAUGGUUAACACUGCCCUACGGACUGGCCCAGCAUCAAAGAAAUGCAUAUCUACUGUAUCCGCCAAAGUUUGUGAUGCCUGCAUAGACGCUUGUUAAAAAAAUAUACAAAAAAAACAACAAAAAAAUAAAUACAACCACACAAUUGAAUUGCCUUUGAAAGUGGGAGACGAUCUGUCUCCAGCAGAUUGAGAAACAAAAAGCUUCUUAAAAGUGUGUAUGUUUUUUUAUUCUUUUUUCUAGUAGAACUGACUUGAAAUAUUGGUGGUUUUUUUUUUCUUAGUGAUGUGUGUUGCUUUUGUGUGUGAUAAUAUUUGAAUGUAAUUACAGCAGUGCCAAUUUGCCAAAGAUGUUGGACAUAUUUUUCUUUUGUUGGGGGAAGGGCGGGGCUUCGGGUGGGACCUGGGAGGACACUGGGAUGGUAUACUGGUUUAUUUUUUUUUUAAACUUUUUUUUUUCUCGUCAAACCUGGGAUUUGUGGUUUUAUCUUAAGUUAAAUGGUUGGCUGCAACACCUUUAUUUUAAAUUAGCUGGAGAAACAUGCAAUAAGGUUGGCGUAGUUUCAAUAUCUGUGUCUUUUCAUGAGUGACUGUUCUUGUGAAGAAUUGAUUUUAUGUAACCUUUAUGUGAGAUAAUUAUUUGUAAAUAUUUGCCAUAAUUUUAUUGGUUCCUAAAAUAAAAGUAAUUUUUUAAGUUCA